AUGCUGUUGCGGCUUGCCCAUCGAGAACAAUUUGUUGCCCCGAGUGUUUCUGUUGCUCAAAGAACCGCGAUGUGCUCACCUGAAACAUUGCCACUAACGAUGGAACCAGAGUCGGGAUUCUAUCGUGAUCCGGUGAUCGUGCUCGAUUUUCAGUCGCUCUAUCCGUCCAUUAUUAUUGCUUAUAAUUAUUGCUUUACAACAUGCCUGGGAAAGGUGCUGAACAUUGAAAACAUUGCAGCCGUUGGGAAAGCCAUUGAACUUGGAGGGCUCAGUUAUUGUUGUCCGGUUUGUUUUUAUUUAAAUACAUUGCAAUAAUU
Messenger RNA from Gongylonema pulchrum, 317 nucleotides. NCBI's taxonomy places the organism in Eukaryota, Metazoa, Nematoda, Chromadorea, Rhabditida, Gongylonematidae. The record is from the annotation of a GenBank genome assembly.